UUCCAUAGCAUCCUCAGUCCGAAGAGCAAGCAGAAUACUGGAAGUGGUAGUUCACUCUGGGACAGGAAGAAGCGAAGGGGCAGUUGACGGUGGGAUCUACUGCGGGGAUCGCCGGAGCAUAUCGGAGGCGCCGUGUGACAUUCGGACUUUCUGCGCAGAAAUGGCGGCGGAAGCAGAGAUCCCAAAGGAAGAGGUGGAAAUGAGCGGGGGACUGAAUGAAGACGACGACGAGCACGACUCCAAGGAGAAGGUGUUGCAGCGCUACUUUCUUCAGGAGUGGCAGCUCGUCAAGUCCCUCAUCGACGACAUAGCCUCCCACGGUCGCGUCACCGAUAUCUCCUCCGUCCACAAGAUCAGAUCCAUCAUGGAUAAGUAUCAAGAGCAGGGCCAGCUACUGGAGCCAUACCUAGAAAGCAUCAUUUCUCCUUUGAUGUUUAUUGUCCGUUCCAGGACAAUUGAGUUAGGUGUAUCUUCUGAUGAAAUUAUUGAGAUAAUCAAGCCCAUCUGCAUUGUUAUCUACUCCCUUGUCACUGUAUGUGGGUACAAGGCUGUCACCAAGUUCUUUCCUCAUCAAGUCUCUGACUUGGAACUUGCAGUAUCUCUUUUAGAGAAAUGUCAUGAUGUAAAUUCGGUGACAUCACUGCGACAGGAAAGUACUGGAGAGAUGGAAGCAAAAUGUGUGAUGCUUUUGUGGCUUUCUAUACUGGUGUUGGUUCCUUUUGAUAUCUCCUCCGUUGACACUAGUAUAGCUUACAACAAUGAUCUUGGAGAACUUGAGCCACCCCCACUUGUAUUAAGGAUAAUAGGUUUUUGUAAGGAUUACCUUUCAAAUGCGGGACCAAUGCGCACUAUGGCUGGAUUGCUACUCUCGAGGCUCCUUACACGCCCAGAUAUGCCAAAGGCCUUUAUAAGAUUCAUUGAUUGGACACAUGAAGUGCUAUCUUCUCCAAAAGAGGAUGUUAUUGGCCAUUUCCAAUUGAUUGGGGUGGUGGAAUCUCUGGCUGCCAUUUUCAAGGCUGGUUCUAGGAAGCUAUUAGUUGAUGCAAUUUCCUUGACAUGGAAUGAUAUAUCGGCGUUAAGCACGUCUGGCACUGCAGCUCGGAGUCCCUUACUACGCAAGUUUUUGGUCAAGCUAACUCAGCGGAUUGGGUUAACUUGCCUUCCCCCUCGUGCUCCAUCUUGGCGUUAUGUGAUUAAAACAACCACUAUUGGAGAUGUUUCUGGGAAUGCGCUCACAAAAUUGGACAGCAGUGAUGUUGAUUGUGCUGACUCAGAAAAUACCUCCAAGUGCUCCGAUGAUGAAGAUAUUGAUAUACCAGAAGUAAUUGAAGAGAUAAUUGAGAUGUUGCUUUCUGGAUUAAGAGAUACGGACACUGUUGUGCGCUGGUCAGCAGCAAAAGGUAUAGGCCGUAUAACGUCACGUCUAACUUCUGCUCUCUCAGAAGAGGUUCUAUCAUCUGUGCUGGAGCUGUUUUCACCUGGAGAGGGAGAUGGUUCGUGGCAUGGGGGCUGCUUGGCUCUUGCUGAACUUGCACGGCGGGGGUUGUUGCUACCAAGCAGCCUUCCCAAAGUCGUCCCUGUGGUUGUGAAAGCUUUGCAUUAUGAUAUCCGAAGAGGGCCCCACAGUGUUGGAUCCCAUGUACGUGAUGCUGCCGCAUAUGUAUGUUGGGCAUUUGGACGAGCCUAUUAUCAUCAAGACAUGAGAAGCAUAUUGGAUAAGUUGGCUCCUCAUCUCUUAACAGUGGCUUCCUAUGAUCGUGAGGUUAAUUGCAGGCGGGCUUCUGCUGCUGCUUUUCAAGAGAAUGUUGGAAGACAAGGAAAUUAUCCACAUGGCAUUGACAUAGUGAAUACUGCAGAUUAUUUUUCACUUUCAUCGCGAGUGAAUUCUUAUCUUCAUGUUGCCGUCUUUAUUGCACAAUAUGAGGGGUAUCUUUAUCCAUUUGCUGAGGAACUUCUAUCCAGCAAGAUAUGUCAUUGGGAUAAAAGCUUGAGAGAACUUGCUGGAGAAGCCCUUGCUGCUCUUGUGAAAUACGAUCCUGAGUAUUUUGCAGGCUACGUCCUUCAAAAGUUAAUUCCGUGUACUCUCUCGUCUGAUUUGUGCAUGCGCCAUGGUGCAACCUUGGCAGUAGCUGAACUUGUCUUGGCACUCCAUCAAUAUGGACACUCUCUCUCCAAUGAUAAGCAGAAACAAGUUGCUGGUAUAGUUCCUGCAAUAGAGAAAGCACGUCUUUAUCGUGGGAAAGGUGGAGAAAUAAUGCGGUCAGCUGUUUCCCGGUUCAUCGAAUGCAUCUCCUUAUCCCAUUUGCUAGUCCCAGAAAAAAUAAGACGAAGUUUGCUUGACACGAUCAAUGAGAACUUACGACAUCCUAAUUCCCAGAUACAGACUGCUGCUUGUAAAGCUCUGAGACACUUCAGUCUUGUAUACCUUGUUGCUCCUGGGAAUCAUUCGACCGAUUUUACAUCAAAGAACUUGGGUUUGCUGAGAGAUCCAAACGUGGCGGUAAGAAGAGGAUCUGCAAUGGCACUGGGAGUAUUACCCUAUGAACUAUUGGCUAAUAGGUGGAGGGAUGUCAUAAUGCAGCUCUGUACCGCCUGUGCAAUUGAGGAUAACCCUGAAGAUCGAGAUGCUGAAGCCCGAGUAAAUGCUGUCAAAGGACUUGUAUCAGUCUGUGAGACAUUAACACUAGCAAGAGGGAGCUCAGAUACCCUUACUGAGGAGGACUAUGCGUCUCUGUACCUCUUGAUGAAGGAUGAAGUGAUGAACAGUCUGUUUAGAGCUCUGAAUGACUACUCUGUAGAUAACAGGGGCGAUGUUGGCUCUUGGGUUCGUGAGGCUGCUAUGGAUGGCCUUGAGAGAUGUUCCUAUAUUCUUUGCAAAAGGGAUUCAACAAGUUUGAGUGAACAACCUAAACCGCUUUUUGAUGCCAGUCUUGCUACCACACUAGCUGGUGGCAUCAUUAAGCAAGCAGUAGAAAAAAUGGAUAAGCUAAGAGAAGUUGCUGCACGCAUCCUUAGAAGGAUUUUAUACAACGAAGAAAUUUGCGUUCCUUUUAUUCCUUACCGUGAAAAGCUGGAAGAAAUCGUUCCGAAUGAAAAGGAUUUAAAGUGGGCGGUGCCCGCCUUUUCAUUCCCUCGAUUCUUGCAGUUGCUUCAGGUGAGUUGUUACAGUAGGUCUGUGCUGUCAGGGUUAGUUAUCUCUGUUGGUGGCUUGCAAGAUUCUUUAAGGAAGGCAGCCACCUCGUCAUUGUUGGAGUAUCUUCAUAACGACGAAAGUGAAAAUAGAGAAGAGCGGAAGCGUAGAGAACAUAUGCUGAGCAGUGAUCUACUUUGGGUCCUCCAAGAAUUCAGGAAAUGUGACAGGGUGAUCACUCCAACUCUCAAGACCAUAGAGAUUCUUUUCAGCAAGAGAAUUUUCAUCGACAUGGAGGCUGGUACUGCAACGUUUUGCAAUGGACUGUUGGAUUCUCUUGCAGUGGAGUUGAAGGCCUCGAAGGAUUUCUCCAAGUUAUAUGCAGGGAUUGCUAUACUCGGAUUUGUCGCCUCCCUCUUAGAGCCCGUGAAUACUCGAGCCUUUGCCCAUCUUCUGACUUUUCUUGCGCACCGGUACCCUAAGAUCCGAAAAGCUUCUGCAGAGCAAGCAUACCUUGUCCUCUUGCAGAAUGGAGGCCUCGUUCCUGAGGAUAAGAUCGAUAAAGCGCUCGAAAUUGUUUCAGAGACUUGCUGGGAGGGUGACAUGGAGGCAGCCAAACGACAAAGAUCAGAGCUGUUUCAGAUGGCCGGUAUAGAGACGGGGUCACUUCUCAAGACUGAUGUUGCUACUAGCAGUGGCACCUCUGACGGUAAAGGCCAGAAGAAGCUAACUGCAGCUGCCGCUGAUGAAAAUGCAUCAUAUUCUUCCUUGGUGGGUUCGACUGGAUUUUAAUGGAUUCUACCGAUAGCUCUUUGAUAUUUAAACUACUUGUGUUUCCUUGAAUUCGCAUAUAGCUGGGAUUCUUGUAUAAAUUACUAUGCUCCAUUUGGUAUACGGGAAUGGAAUGGAAUGCAUUUCAUAUGGUGAAAUGUGAUUAUAUUGAGA
This is a messenger RNA of Punica granatum (pomegranate), 4075 nucleotides long. NCBI's taxonomy places the organism in Eukaryota, Viridiplantae, Streptophyta, Magnoliopsida, Myrtales, Lythraceae. The record is from RefSeq and is a predicted model, not a curated record.